Molecule: messenger RNA, 2217 nt
Organism: Vitrella brassicaformis
Lineage: Eukaryota; Vitrellaceae
Source: the annotation of a GenBank genome assembly
GAAGGAGCUGGCUGAGCUAGGAAUCUUGCGGUGGCUUAUGUCAGGCCCGGCAUUCCCUCGAUGAUUUACCCGUGGUGACGUACAUGUCAUGGAACAGCGGGGCAUCCUGGUACAGGCUCAGGCCGCCAGCCAAGCCGCAGUUCGUAAGCCAGCAAGGGACAUGCAAGCAUCAAAAACAUGAAUGUGUUGAUCUCAUCAAGGGUUCCGAUUUUGGGUGCGAUGCAUCUGGGUCUGACACUCGAUGCAUGCUGCACCUCGACGAAUGGAUGUCCACCGAGGCAGCACCGGGGCUCAUCGUCGGUAGGACGCCAAAAGGGACAUAGGAAAGCAUACAGACGAUGCUCUGUGUGGAUCCACUGCAGGUCGUGGGAAUGUUGGCUAUCAGCUGAUGAAGGAGGUGCCAGGAAUGGUCAGCCCAGCAGAAACCACCAUUCAUGGCUUUGUUUGCGUGCAUCCGUAUGGUUAUGCUCUACAGAUUGGCGUGUUCGUGUCCCAUGACGGGGGACAAACAUGGAUGCAGUCACUCCCUGGAGGUACCCGGCCGAAAGAAGCCAGCGGUGAGGGUCCGCUUUUUUAUUGUGUAUGUCUGUCGCAUCCAGAUUGGGAGGUGUCUAUACUGUUGGGCGGUGACGUCCUGCUCGCUUCUCAUAAAGACGGCACAAUCGCAUUCUCAAGAUACUCAACCGACUGGGGCCUUAAUUGGCACCCAGUCGCCAUGGCUGAGAUCACUCGUGACGCCACGCUAUGGCUCCAUCGCGUGCUGGCGUCGCCCCCACACACGUCGGCACAGGUGCUAGUGUGGACCACCGGCAGGCCGCAUACACCAUGGGAACCACUGGACAUGGUCAAAGGCAAGGGCAUGGCGGCCGUUGUGGGCGGUCAGAAGCAGCAGCUGGCCUUUCGGCCAUAUCUGGUGGCCAUCGACUUUGACGGCGUCUUCGACAGAGAGUGCAAAUGUGAGACACGCACAGGGAAUGGGGCGACGAGUCCAUGUGACGUACAUCGAGCGUUGUGUGUUGUCGCAGGUUGGGACAGCAUCGAUCUCACUGCGUCUGACUUCGAGGACUGGCCGAAGGAAGCCGACCGUUGCCACAUGGGACAGACGGUCAGUGGCCAGAAACUCGCCGCAAAGACAAGAAAAAAAAGGAAACGCUGUCUGUGUCUGCUGCAGGUGUACUUGGUGCGCAGAAAGCCCGCUGCUGCGUGCCGGUCUGGCAACCACCUGGCAGAGGCUGUUUCCUUCACCGCCUGCAAGUGCACAUCAGAGGACUUCGAGUGCGACUACGGCUUCGAACGGGGACGAGGUAGUGAUGGAGGGCAGCCGCCCACGUGCCACCCGAUUGACGACAGCGUGUAUCCCGACCCGACGAAUGCGACCGAGCUGUGUGCCCACCGGGGGGAGCCACAUGCGUUCGUCAGCAAGGGAUUUGUGCGCAUACCGGGCGACAGGUAGGGGGCUCAAUGCUCUUCUCAGCAUAUCUGCAUGAUGUGUGCCGGUUUUCUCUGUGUCUCUAUGUGCCUGUUCGUGCCAGGUGCGUCGGCGGUGAGGCGUGGGCGCCAGAGAAAGUGAUCUGCCCGGCCAACAUUGGUAUGCACGCAGAAGGACAGCAUGUACUUAUCAGCUCGGCUUAUCAUCCUCUGCGUGUGCCUGAAUGCAGGGAUCGCCGGGAUCUUGCAUCGCCUCGAGAGGUCGCACUACCUCAUCCUCGCCUUCUUGCUGGUCAGAAUUGUCAAGAAACCAGUCACGAGACACCAUCCGUGCAAUCAAACCCGGUGUGUGUUGCGGGGAUGCAGGUGGGCGUCAUUGUCUAUUUCAUCCUCAAGACAAGCGACAAGGACCGGCAGCUCUGGCGGCGUCUCAUUGCAUCCGCCGCCAGCCAUGCGUCCCUCUUCACAUCGAGACACAAACUCGACACCGACGAGGACACCGAAUACACCCUGGUCGACACACGAGCCCCCGAAGACCAUCACCCGCGGGCAGCCAGCAGCAGAAGGGUCGCCUAUCGGCAGCUGCAGCUGCAGGAGCGGUCGAGUGCAGGGAGGGGAGAUCUGGACCCCCGUGAGUGGCUCGAGGAAGAUGAGGGAGAGGGGAGGCGUGCGAGGCGUCCGCUGCGGAGGCCAAGCAGGGGGGAGAAUGUGUUCAGACUGACUAGCUGUCUGCAGGAUGAGUUCGAACAAGAGCUGGAUGGCAUGAUGCGCCAGGAGACAUACGCGUGA